Molecule: messenger RNA, 2318 nt
Organism: Pongo pygmaeus (Bornean orangutan)
Lineage: Eukaryota; Metazoa; Chordata; Mammalia; Primates; Hominidae
Gene: DDO
Product: D-aspartate oxidase
Exons: 6
Coding region: 77-1336 (419 amino acids)
Biological process (GO): D-amino acid catabolic process; L-aspartate catabolic process
Cellular component (GO): cytoplasm
Molecular function (GO): FAD binding; D-aspartate oxidase activity
Source: RefSeq, a predicted model, not a curated record
GCCAUGGAGAUGACAGGUUGAGGUCACUUGCUCCUUUCUCCAGGGCAAUGGGUGACAGAGACAGCCAUGCAGGCCAAUGGAAAGGAAGACCAGGGGGAAUGUCCUGAAUCAAGUCACCAAUGGGAAGCAGUUUCGCUUUCCCUCUGUCCCUCAGGGCACGAGACGAGCCAGGCACUGGGAAACAAGGUUUGGUGCCAGAGACUUUGGUGGCUUCCAAGACUGCUUUUUCAGAGACAGGCCCAUGGACACAGCACGGAUAGCAGUUGUCGGGGCAGGUGUGGUGGGGCUCUCCACAGCUGUGUGCAUCUCCAAACUGGUGCCCCGAUGCUUCGUUACUGUCAUUUCAGACAAGUUUACUCCAGACACCACCAGUGAUGUGGCAGCUGGAAUGCUUAUUCCUCACACUUAUCCAGAAGGACUUCUUUGCUUGCCUUUCCACCAUGAUCGUAAGUUUCCUGAGGUCUCCCCAGCCAUGCUGAACCAUACACCCAUUCACAAGCAGAAGCAGUGGUUCAGAGAGACCUUUAAUCACCUCUUUGCAAUUGCCAAUUCUGCAGAAGCUGGAGAUGCUGGUGUUCAUUUGGUAUCAGGUUGGCAGAUAUUUCAGAGCACUCCUACCGAAGAAGUGCCAUUCUGGGCUGACGUGGUUCUGGGAUUUCGAAAGAUGACUGAGGCUGAGCUGAAGAAAUUCCCUCAGUAUGUGUUUGGUCAGGCUUUUACAACCCUGAAAUGUGAAUGCCCUGCCUACCUCCCGUGGUUGGAGAAAAGGAUAAAAGGAAGUGGAGGCUGGACACUCACUCGGCGAAUAGAAGACCUGUGGGAACUUCAUCCGUCCUUUGACAUCGUGGUCAACUGUUCAGGCCUUGGAAGCAGACAGCUAGCAGGAGACUCAAAGAUUUUCCCUGUAAGGGGCCAAGUGCUCCAAGUUCAGGCUCCUUGGGUGGAGCAUUUUAUCCGAGAUGGCAGUGGGCUGACAUAUAUUUAUCCUGGUACAUCCCAUGUAACCCUCGGUGGAACUAGGCAAAAAGGGGACUGGAAUCUGUCCCCGGAUGCAGAAAAUAGCAGAGAGAUUCUUUCCCGAUGCUGUGCUCUGGAGCCGUCCCUCCAUGGAGCCUGCAACAUCAGGGAGAAGGUGGGCUUGAGGCCCUACAGGCCAGGCGUGCGACUACAGACAGAGCUCCUUGCGAGAGGUGGACAGAGGCUGCCUGUAGUCCACCACUAUGGCCAUGGGAGUGGGGGCAUCUCGGUGCACUGGGGCACUGCUCUGGAGGCCGCCAGGCUGGUGAGCGAGUGUGUCCAUGCCCUCAGGACCCCCAUUCCCAAGUCAAAGCUGUAGAUGACAUAAAAUGACAGCAAAUAGACUGAGAGACUGUUGAUCAAAGCACAGAACAGGUUCAAAUAAUUUUUCCACUGCAUGAAAGUUUAACUAGACAUUUCUUUGUUUUCAACAUUAGAAGUGGUGUAACAUGUAAGCUGAGCACAGUGGCAUGCCUAUAGUCCCAGCUACUUGAGAGGCUGAGGCAGGAGGAUCGCUUGAGCCCAGGAGUUUGAGUGCGAUCUGGGUAACAUAGCCAGAUCCCACCUCUAAAAAAACCACCAACAACAAAAGAAAUGAUGCGACAUGUAGGCUUACUUAGGAAGUCUAGCAUUAAUGGCAUAGGGCAUAAAGCUCUAUUUUUUGUUAAAAAUACUUCUUAUAGAGUAAAAUUUCUUUAGAACUGAUGUCCAAGGACCUAUGCAGAUUUAUAUGAAUGUUGGAAGCUAUAGAGAUUUUGAUAUCAUUUGGCUUAUAAAUCCACAGGAGGAGAUAAUGUAUGGAAAACAUUUAAAUCACUGUCAAUUGCCGAGCUGCCUGUGAUCUUCUUAGGUUAUAGCCAAGUCAGCAACAUAAUUCCUCUAAAUAAAAUUACAUUGUGCUCACACAAUGCUGGAUUAUUAUGUUUAAUUGAAGACAAAGCAUGCUUACUCCUAGUACUAGCAGCAACCUUUUCCUCCCCUCAGCUGGUAAUGAUGGUAGGAGACAGAGAUGAAGUUGCCUAUGGAUGUCAUAUCAAUUCAAUAGCUGCCUGGGGUCAAACACCUAGGGGUUGUACAUUCCAUUACUGUAAAUGAUUGAGAGCUGGUUUGCGGUAUGGUUGGCUUUGCCUAAGCAUUUUUGAAGAUGAACAGCAUGUGUAGCCAAAGAACUCAUUUGCUAAUUAAGGUGGAACAAUCAUUCUGAAUGAAAUAUAAUCAGAGUACUCCGCAGUUUGUUAAGAAGUAUUGGGGAGGAGGGGAAUGUGUCUCACAAUAAAAUGACUUGGAAUUGUUGAGUUAAA